AUGAAGCCCCCGCGCGGCCGUCUCCUCUGGCUGCUGCUGCUCUCGGCGGCCGGCUCGGGGAUCCUCGUCGUCCUGUACUCGGCGCUGGAGCCGCACCCAAGCCCCGGAGCCCACGCCAGGAACACCACGCUAUCCCAGGGGGUCUUUCAACUCAACACACUGAACGUUGGGACCAGAAAGGGCCAGGCCUGCCCACGCCCGCUUCGCCAGGCCAUCCAGCGGCACCGGCACUUCCGCGGCCUCUUCAACCUCUCAGCCCCUGUCCUGCUGUGGGGGGGGCUCCUGGGCCCGGAGCUCUGGGACAGCCUGAGCCGGCACAAGGCCCCCUACGGCUGGCAGAACCUCUCCCGCCAAGCCAUCACCUCCACCCUGAACCUCCUGAACACCUCGGAGAGCGCAGAGCUGUUUGCUGCCCCUGGGGACCUGCCACGGCCCUGUAUCCGGUGCGCUGUGGUGGGUAACGGAGGUAUCCUGAACGGGUCUCGCCAGGGUCGCAACAUUGAUGCCCACAACUUUGUGUUCAGGCUCAACGGUGCCGUGGUCGAAGGCUUUGAGCACGACGUGGGCGCCAAGACCUCCUUCUACGGCUUCACGGUGAACACCAUGAAGAACUCACUGCGCACCUACUGGCGCCUGGGCUUCACCUCUGUGCCCCAAGGGCAGGACCUGCGCUACAUCUUCAUUCCUUCAGACAUCCGUGACUACCUGAUGCUGAGGUCGGCCAUUCUAGGAGUGCCGGUCCCCGAGGGCCCCGAUAAAGCGGACAGGCCCGACGCCUAUUUCGGACCCCACGCCUCUGCCAGGAAGUUCAAGCUGCUCCACCCGGCUUUCAUCAGCUACGUGACCAAGAGGUUUUUGAAAUCAAAGUUGAUUAACACGAAUUUUGGAGACCUGUAUAUGCCGAGUACCGGGGCCCUCGUGCUGCUGACAGCCCUGCACACCUGUGACCAGGUCAGUGCCUACGGCUUCAUCACGAGCAACUACUGGAAGUACUCUGACCACUAUUUUGACCGGAAGAAGCAGCCACUGGUGUUCUACGUAAACCACGACCUGCCCCUAGAAGCCAGGCUGUGGAGGGACCUGCAUAAGGCCGGCAUCCUCUGGCUGUACCAGCGCUGACCCCGAGCACCGAGCCCGCAGAGCCCCUUGGAACCUCAACUCCCUGGACCCUCUUCCUCCCAAGGGAAGGCACUGAGGUGGACUUGCACCCUGACACCUGCUCAGUGCAGGACACUUGACCUGGUCACCAGCUCAUCCAAGGGAAAAUGGUGAGCUCUCCCUCACCAGCAAGGGGCAGGUGUGUCUCAGGGCAGCAUCAGUGGGUGACCAGGCCUGUGGUUCACUGACACAGCACACCCCCCACCCAGACACCAAGGCGACUCAGCAACUUUGAGGACACCUCUCAAGAACCCGAGAUGGAGACGGACUUCCACCCGACAAAGUGGGCAGAGGCCACGCGUAACUUGAGUAAUAAACGAUGGAUGGUGGUUGUCUGUGUGCUAAGUGCAGGAAGCGCAGGGUGCCCUCGGGCAGCUGGGGGGCGGUGCUGCCCAGACAGGAAGUCCCACUAGACAGCGCCCUGCCAACAGGCGGCCAUUACCCAACCUGGAGUUUCAAUGAACUUGAACUUGGCUGGUAGGCAGUGUCCUCACAGGUCUGUAUUACAAGUGGUUUAGGGGCCCCUCCACCUGCAGGCUGGCACCCAUAUGGCUGCUCCACUUCCGACCCAGCUCUCUGUGGCCUGGGAAGGCAGCACUUGGGCCCCUGCACCCACGUAGGAGACCCGGAAGAAGCUCCUGGCUUCAGAUGGGUACAGUUCCAGCCACACAGCCGUUUGGGGAGUGAACCAGCAGAAGGAAGACCUGUCUCUCCUCAC
Lepus europaeus (European hare) is the source of this 1876-nucleotide messenger RNA. It is a transcript of the gene ST6GALNAC2, whose product is annotated as ST6 N-acetylgalactosaminide alpha-2,6-sialyltransferase 2. Bases 1 to 1119 code for a protein of 372 amino acids. Lineage: Eukaryota; Metazoa; Chordata; Mammalia; Lagomorpha; Leporidae. Gene Ontology annotation, molecular function: sialyltransferase activity. The record is from RefSeq and is a predicted model, not a curated record. The transcript is spliced from 9 exons.